CCGCCCCGCCGCCGCACGCGGCAGGCCUGACCCACCCGCUCCAGCCCCCCCCAGCUCCAUGGCGAGGACGGACCCCUGACGCCAGGCUCGCCCGCGGGCCACAGGAGACGGAGCCGGGCACGGCCCGGGGAGAUGCCCUCGGCGGCCCUGACAGCAUCGGGUCCUCCCUGACCCUGCCGCCGCCCUGAGCAUCCCGUCCCCCAUCCCGAGGGCAGGGAGAGAGGCGGGGGCCUCCCCCCGGGGCCGGCUGCCAAGAUGGUGAUGUCCCAGGGCACCUACACCUUCCUCACCUGCUUCGCGGGCUUCUGGCUCAUCUGGGGCCUCAUCGUGCUGCUGUGCUGCUUCUGCAGCUACCUGCGGCGGCGGGUGAAGCGGCAGCAGGAGGAGCGGCUGCGGGAGCAGAGCCUGCGCGCGCUGGAGAUGGAGCCGCUGCACUACGAGGGUUACGGGGGCAGCCCCCCCGGCAUCGCCAUUCCCCACCGCCUCCGCCUCGAGCCCCACCAUCACCAUCACCACCCCCACCACAUCCCGCCCCCCCGGCCCUGGAGCUGCCGGCACGGGGUCCGGGGGGGGCUUUGCCUUGCAGAGUCAGACCUGUCAAAGCCGCCGUGCUAUGAGGAGGCGCUGCUGAUGGCGGAGCCCCCCCCGCCAUACAGCGAGGUGCUGAUGGACACGCGGGGGCUCUACCGCAAAAUCAACGCCCCUUUCCUGAGCCAUGAGCGGCUGGAGAAGCAGGAGCAGCCUCCCAGCUACAAACCCCUUUUCCUGGACGCCGGCUACGGUUCAGCGCUGCACCUGCCCCGCUCAGCCAGCCCCGGCCCUGCCUGCCCGGACCUCUACCUGCAGCAGGAGUGCUCCCCACGCAUGUUUCCCAGCUGGACGGACUCGGAGCUCAGCAGCAGGGACACCUACGAGACGGGACCCUGGCACCUCCCGGUCUCCAUGCCCCUCUUCGGCAGGACUACCGCUGUCUAAGGCGGCCGCGGGGGAUGCCCGGACCUUGCCAUGCACCUGGGGGUUGGGGGGGUUUCGGUUGCUCGUGUCACCCCAGGGACACCCGCCCCGGCGCGGGCCAUCGCCGCCGGCGCGGAAGGGGCUGGUUCCCCGUCUGGCCCCCGCCGGCCCCCCCAUGGCCGGGGGCGCUGGGGACCCGGACUCUGCUCUGUUUCUUAAAUUUUUUGUUUGUUACAGUUUGAGAAUAAAAGUUUGUGGCUCG
Messenger RNA from Camarhynchus parvulus, 1216 nucleotides. It is a transcript of the gene PRR7, whose product is annotated as proline rich 7, synaptic. The record is from RefSeq and is a predicted model, not a curated record. The transcript has 2 exons. Lineage: Eukaryota; Metazoa; Chordata; Aves; Passeriformes; Thraupidae. Bases 256 to 975 code for a protein of 239 amino acids.